Drosophila busckii is the source of this 1602-nucleotide messenger RNA. Its product is annotated as keratin, type I cytoskeletal 10. The record is from RefSeq and is a predicted model, not a curated record. Bases 1 to 1602 code for a protein of 533 amino acids. The transcript has 7 exons. NCBI's taxonomy places the organism in Eukaryota, Metazoa, Arthropoda, Insecta, Diptera, Drosophilidae.
AUGGACAACAGAAGGCAGCUGCUGCUGAAGUUAAUGUUGCCAGUGUUGUUGCUGCACAGUGGCACAAAUGCACGGCCUAGCAGCAGCAGCAGCAGCAGCAGCAGCAUUGGACUGCAGUCGAAUUAUCUGCAAGCAAUUGGCGCUUAUCAGCGACUGGAGCAGCGGCUGCCAAGACAGGAGCUGCAUGCGCUGACUGGCUUGGGACUGCUGAAUGGUGCACGCCAGGCAGAGCAACAGAUUGAGGAUAAUUUGCUGCAGACAGUCAAAGACUUUCUAGCGGAAACCGAUUGGCAGCAAAGCGACCAAAUGCUGCCCAAGAUCAAUCAGAUUGAGCAGCAGCUGGCGCGAGAUCAACGCGCGCUCAAUAUACUAAGCAGUGCCAUGGAUGUGCUAAGCAGCGCUAAGAAUGAGCAACAGUUUCGCCAAGAGUUGCACUUGCAACUGCAUCAGCAGCAGCAGCAGCAACAGCAACAGCAGCAGCAGCAGCAACAGCUGGGUGAGCGCUUGGGGCAGUUGCGGCAACAUAUUUUGCAAGUGCCGCAAAUGAAAAGCCAGCUGGACAUGAAAAUGGAGCAGGCAUUGCAGCAUCUACUCAAGCAGGCCACAGCGGAUGGACCCUUGGCUAGAGCCACUCAGAAGCUGCUGCAUAAGCGUGCUGCUACCACCGAGCAGCCACCAGCAGAGCAGCAACCCAUUGAGGUGCAUAUGAUCAAGUCCAUCUUAUCGGAGGAUGAUUUCCGUGAGAAUCUAUUGGAUCAGCAAUACGAGAACAGUGGCAACAGCAUGAAGCAGACAGAGCUGCCCAAAGAUGACAUUGAUGACCUGGCCCUGGACAUUGAGCGGCAAAAUGUUACAGCUAAGAACCAAACACAAAUGAGCGGCAAGCAGGAGGAUGCGGAUGAUGGCUCCGGUGAGUUGGGCGGACCUGAUGAGCCAGCUGGUGGUGGUGGCGGCGGCGGUGGUCUGGUUGGCAUUAUUGGCAGCCUCAGUGGCGGGGAGGGCGGCUCGGAUGUGGGCGCUUUGAUUGGUGCGCUAACGGGACUCAUAUCAACGCUGUUCGGUCCUGGCGGACUGGACAUUGAAUCUCUAAUAGGCACAGCCACCUCAUUGCUGGCGGGCUUGUUGUCGGGCAACAAAAAUUUUGGCACUGUGCUGGGUCAGUAUGUGGGCACAGCCUUUGAUGGAUUCUCAGGCGGUGGUGGUGCGAUCAACAAUGGACAGUUCUUGGGCAAUUUUGUGGGCACCGUGCUGGCCGCACUAAGCGCAGAUCCGGAGGAUGAGGGUCCACCACAGCCGCUGACGUUUGCCAGCAACUUUCUGAGCGGCCUGCUUGAGGCCAAGUUCCGCCCCAACUCUGGUGAGCUGAGCGAGGAGCGUCAUGGCAGCUCCGAGCUGCUGCUGCCGCGCCAAAAGAAAAAGGAAGCUGCUGGUGGCGGUGGCUUCGAUUCUGGCAGCUUUGUCAAGCAGAUUGCAUCGCAUUUGGUUAGCAGCGCUUUGGGGCUGGUGCUGAAUGCGUCUGUGGGCGCAUCGGGUGGCGCCUCGCAAGCGGCCGGCGGUCUCUUCUCCAGCAGCAGCCAUCACAUGAAGUCAGCCAAAGGCUGA